Molecule: messenger RNA, 1479 nt
Organism: Trichophyton verrucosum HKI 0517
Lineage: Eukaryota; Fungi; Ascomycota; Eurotiomycetes; Onygenales; Arthrodermataceae
Exons: 1
Coding region: 1-1479 (492 amino acids)
Molecular function (GO): acyltransferase activity, transferring groups other than amino-acyl groups
Source: RefSeq, a predicted model, not a curated record
AUGGCUCCCACGCAAAAAAUUAAGCUCGACGCCCUCGACCACAUAGCUGCUUGGAAUAUUCCACAGAGCGUGAUCUACCUGAGCUUGAAGCAGGGUGUCACGGUACAGGAUGCUUUUCGACGUCUACAAGAAGGUCUACGUCGAACCUUUGUUCAAAUACCAUGGCUCAAUGGUCGCGUUCACUGGCAGAGCGAGGAUACUAGUGAGUGGCGUCCCGGCCAAUUGGAGAUCCGUUUUGAGGCCCUUUCCUCCAAAGAACCACCACACCAACUGCACUUCAAUCAGCUGGAAACUGACCUGGAACUCUCUGAUCUUAGAGAUCUGGGGUUUCCGCUGGAUAAGUUCGAAGAAAAUGACUUGUUAUGGACGACACCAUUCCAGCCCGAUUUCGAGAACGGGGCUGAUGUCUUGGUUGCCCAGGCCAACUUCUUGCCAGGGGGUUGCGCUUUGGCUCUCUCAGUUGCGAGCCCAGCCUCAGACGGCACCGCGAUGCUCUCUGUGACUCAAGUUUGGGCUCACCAUUGCAACUCUUUGAUAGCAAAUGCAGAAAUGGAGAAUAUUGUUCGAAACCACGGUGGCCUGGGCGCGGGUUUCGAACGGGUAGCACUGAGAAAUGCAUGCAAAGAGGACAGGCGAGGUACGGUUUCAAGCCUUUUGACAGAAGAUAUAUGUCGUCUCGUGGGCCUCGAUUCCGAACACGCGUUUGUCGAAGAGACUUCCACCACCCCUGAUGCCUCUCCUGGUGUGCUGAAAGCGAUGAGGCCUAGGUUGUUCUAUAUGUCGCAAGGGGCAUAUACGGCUCUGCGCAAAGACUGCAUUGCUGAACUCGGUCCUACAGAAGUUACUGGUAACGAUCUCAUCUGUGCGUUGAUCUGGAGAAGUAUUGUCAGAGCUUGGAUGGCAACUCAGGACGCGCAGCAAAACACCAACAAGCUUCAUUCAGCAAUGUCAGAGGUCAGCAUCCCCUUCGAUGCGCGGCCGCAGCUCCAAGGUCUACUGCCAGCCGGCUAUCUUGGUAAUGUCAACUUUGAAAACAGACUUGCCCUCUCCUCCGGCAGUAUUGUCGCUAAGGAUACAAGUAUACCCCAUCUCGCGAGUACGAUACGGACACGUGCGGCAAAUUUUACAGAUUCCGACAGCCUGUUGGAUGCAUAUAGACUACUUGAUUCAGUCUCAGAUUAUACAAGGCUACCGCAACUCCGAGCAGCUCGCAUGAAAUCGCCUUCAGUGGGCAUCCUGGCUCCAACAACUCUUCCCUUUAAUGAAACCUGCUUUGGAACCCAGACAUUUGGCGCUGGUGGUCGGCCGGAAGCCUUUCGGCCCCUUAUGGGGGAUUGCAACAGUGCUUUCCGUACGUGUUUCGUGAUACCUCGAAAGACUUAUGGCGGAAUAGAGUUCGUGAUGACUUUAUCAGACAAAGAGGCGGAUUUCCUCGACAAGGACGCAGAGUUUACGAAGUAUAGUUUACGCAUGGCUUGA